This is a messenger RNA of Humulus lupulus (European hop), 1959 nucleotides long. RefSeq lists its product as uncharacterized. Lineage: Eukaryota; Viridiplantae; Streptophyta; Magnoliopsida; Rosales; Cannabaceae. The record is from RefSeq and is a predicted model, not a curated record. The transcript is spliced from 4 exons. Bases 1 to 1959 code for a protein of 652 amino acids.
AUGACGAAUGAGUUUGAAAUGAGUAUGGUAGGUGAGUUAACCUAUUUUCUAGGUUUGCAAGUCAAACAGUCAGAAGAUGGAACUUUUAUCUCUCAAAGUAAGUAUGCAAAAAAUCUGGUCAAGAAAUUUGGGAUGGAGUCUGCCAAACACGCCAAAACACCAAUGGGAACCAUAGUCAAACUAACCAAGGAUGAAAGUGGUGUUAAAGUUGAUCCAACCUUGUACAGAAGCAUGAUUGGAAGUCUUCUGUAUCUCACAGCCAGCUGUCCUGAUAUAAGCUACAGUGUGGGGGUAUGUGCUCGAUAUCAAGGAGAUCCUAUGGAAUCACAUGUGACAGCUGCAAAGCGAAUCAUCUGUUAUGUAAAUGGAAAUGCAGAUGACCGAAAGAGUACAAGUGGGGGAUGUUUUUAUCUGGGAAACAAUCUGUUUUUCUCUCAUUCUCGUGCAACAAUGGUGAGAACCAGAGGAAAUGGCUCUCGGUCUGUCAAGUCAGUGGCUGGUUCAUUGACUGCAUCUCCAUCCCUCACCAAGAAGAAAGCUCGGAAGAGUACUUUGUCUCAUCCCAUCCACAUUGAUGGUUCCAUCACCACGAGCAAAGCCGUGGUCAUUCCGGACCUUGAAGCCCCCAAAGUUCCGACUGAACUCCCUACAUCGGCGGCUCCGCUCGCCUCUAAGAAAAGCAAGGGUUGGUUCCAGGUCUCUUCUUUUCGAAAAUCUCCUUGUUCCAAAGGGACUGAUCCGUCUGAUUCCUCACCAAAGGCUUCAUCUCCCGUGGGUUCCACUCCUCGUUCCAAGUUUAGGUCAAAGGUAAAGAAAAUUCCUCCACCUUGUUCUUCUUCUGAAACUGACCCUUCUUCAUAUUGUGUUCCCUCUGAUGAAGAUCCCCUUGAAGACGACCCCUCUCUUGAGGAAAAUGUUGGCUUUGAAGACGAAUCUGACCCAUCAGAGGACCCUCCUGUUUCACCAAAGGGCAAGAAAUCAGUGAAAAUUCCUGAGAUUCGCACCAAGUCUCCUUUGGGUCCCAAAGUCUCUCUAGGUUCUUCCUUUAAGGCUCACUCUCUAAAUUUUUGUUUCAAUGACAAUGAGAAAAAUAUGAAGCACUAUGUGCAUCGUGAUUUUAUCUGUGAGAAAAAAAUUUCAUUCUCGGCCCAUAGAGUGUUUGGAGUCAUAAAAAAUGUUGAGGAUCGGGGGUGGUUAGGUUCUUUAACCGGGCUGGAUGGUUUUGUUCCUAGAGUUGUUCAAGAAUUCUAUGCCAAUCUCAAUGAUGAUUUGUUUGAUAGGAAGUAUUUUAUGUUUGGACAAGUUUAUGUCCGAGAGAAUCGGUAUUUGUUCAAUGCUGCUGAAAUUGCCAAGGUUCUUAAUUUGCCUCUUUCUGUUGAUAAUGUUGCCGUGGAGUUUAACAAAGAUAAGGUGCUUUUGGAGUUGGUGGGACAAAAUAUGGUUUGGGAACCUCACUCAGUUCUCAAAGUAACUGAUCUUACUUAUUACUAUGCUGUGCUUCACAAAUUUGCCACCUCCAAUUGGAUUCCCACUACUCAUACCUCCACCAUUACCUUUGACACGGCCUUCUUUCUGAACAAAGUCGGAACUGGUCUCCAAGUUGAUCUUGCCUCUCUCAUUUUUGAUCAGAUCACUGCCUUAGAAAAUGCCAAAAAAAAAGGUCAAUAUUUGGUGUUUCCCCAUUUGAUCUACAAGUUGCUUGAUUCUCAAAAGCAUCUUCUCUUGGAAUAUGAGAUCUUGACUCCUUCUAGUGCCGGAGCAAACUACAAACUCAAGAAGGAACCUUCAACUGUCAAAGCAACUAAAGGAAUUGCUCUCAAGACUGGCGAUGCUGAUUCUGUUGCUGCUGAACACGCUGGUGUCAAGGCCACCCUGGAAUCUGUUCAAACAGAAGUGAUCAGCCUCAAGAGUUAUCUCUCAACCAUGGUGUCUCGCUUUGCAGCCGAUCCUUCCAACUGA